UAGUACCUUCGUUAGCACCGCGGCAAACGCUCGUAUCGCUCACGUUACGACGAAAAAAAACAUCGAUCGAACAAUUCAAACCAAAUAAAACACCGUUCACUCUCGAUUCAUAUCAAUCGCUCUGGUAAAACAAAAUUAUGUGAUACAUUUAUUAUAAAUGUGCAGUAUAUUUCAAUACUAUGUUAAUGUGCUACACGUAUGUCAUUGAAGAAAACAUAGCCAGUUGCAAUCGGCGAAAAUGUGACUGUUAGGUCGGUUCAUACGUGCUAUCGACCAGUGAAAAAUGGCCCUUAAUGACAAAUAGUUGCCAAAGUUAAAUAAAAUGCGGGAGAUUAUAAGAAUCGUUUUGUUGUGUGUGUGCGCUGUAUUAUUGCUAGUUCAUGAAGCUAGGUGUGAGGAUGAUGCUAACACGGAGAAUGCAGAAUCUGAUGCUGUUGGUGCCAAAGUGGAGGAUGGCGAUAGGAAGGAUGGAAAAGGAUUACUACCAGGAGGAGCAAGACGUGCCACGACCCAAAGUAGUGCAAACACCACAAGGGACUCACAACUGCUUUCUCUGCUUGCGGCGAGGAGAAGACAAUUGCUCGCAGGAAGGCUGACAACACAUAUCAAUACUAUCGCUUCCUUGGCUCAUAAACCGCACAAAGGGAACACGACAUUCGCCCAAUUGGAAAUAAGAGAUUCAAACAGUUCUAUUGUAAAGAGAAUAACUUUCGAAAAUUCAAGCAAUGAAGCCAUUGCUCCAUCGCUUAAACUUGUAUCCCGAGAAGGUAAUAAAGAAAUACGUCAGGAUAUAAAACCCCAUGAAAUAAGACAUCUAUUUAUACCUAGAAUAUAUCAAGACAAGAAUAGAGCUGGGUUUUUAAAUAACAGAAGAAAAGAUUUUGGUAAUAGAUCAAUAGUGCCAAAAGAAACCACUACAGAGAAUGCUGUAGUUUAUCUCCCUCCUGAAAAGUUAGAGGGUCUUGACAAAGAAGUCGAUUUAGAUCCAGAAGAAGAAUUUCAAGUAGACGAGUCCAAUCACGGAUUAUAUUUACUGAAUUAUUCAGACACAGAUAACGUAACACAAGGAGAAGUAAUCUUAAACAAAACAACUUCAAGUAACGAAAUUAAGGACAAUAGUUCAUUCUACAUUCAAACGACGACACUUCUUGCAACGGAUAGUAUUGAAAAGACCACAAUUGUACCUCAAUUUAUACAGAAAGAAGAAAAGCCAGAAAUAAAUAGUAUAGCAAAUAGCACCGAUCUUCGAAAUACUAAUUUAGUCAAAAUAGACAAUGAUACUGAUAAAACAAAUCAAACUUUAUUUAUGUCCAGAGAAUUGUAUAACCAUUUUCGACCUCUUGAAACCGAGUUAAAUGAUGAAGAAAUGGCUCCUUUCAUAUUUUUUGGACAAAAAUUGGGAAGUCAAGGUAUAUCCGAUAAUUUAACUAAUUACCCAUCUCUCUCCGCAUCGACAAAAUCAGUUAAUUUUAUAGCGGCACCUUCGAACUCAGAAAAACGAAAAUUCAACUCACGUUAUUCAGCCACCGAAAAAUAUAGUAAUACAAGUGCCGGAGAGGAAGAAAUAAAUGAAGAAAUGGAUGUAUCCGUUGUGAAAAAUACUAUUGAAAAAAAUAAAAUUAGAAAUACGGUUAAGGGACCGGCGCCGGCUCGUCAGAUAGGGUUAGUUAAUGCUUAUAGAAAAUAUCCUAACACAACACAACCGACACCAAAACCACAGGUUGCAAUAAAAUCAAACGACACUGAAGCAAAUUUGCAGAACGUGAAAUCAAAUACUGUGGAUAAAAAUAUUACCAUUGCUACACCGUUUUAUGAAUUAACGAGUAAUAUAAAUGAAACUGUCGCUAAAGAUAUUGCUGUUGUUAAUAAAACUUAUUCAGCGCCUCCACCAAGAAAUUUCACAAGAAGCUACUUUAAUCCUCGUCGCCGCCCCCCACGACCAACUUUAACAAGUACCGAACAUGUAAUACAAGAAGAAGUAAAUAAUGCUACAACGGAAAAAGCAUCUACUUCUGUUUAUACAGCUGUUGUAACAUCUGUGUCUAUAACAUCUUCUGUGAAAGGUCUGAAUAAAACAGAUGUUUCGUUAAACGAAUCUAGUAAUGUAACUGCAGAUGGAUCCCCAGAAGGAUUAAAAAAUGAGACAACAAUGUCAACGGCCAAUCCAAUAAACGAAACGGAAACGACUACUCUGCCACCAAUCACUGUUCGACCAUAUAGACAUAGAUACCGAAUAAGAACUACAACAACUGAAGGUGUUUUAAAGUCAAAACCCACCACUUUAACAUUAACCCAAAAACCCACAUCUCCAACGAGCAACAAAGACAUUGAGACCACGUCUAAAAUAUCUGAAACACUAGCUAACUUGUUCCGAAGAAAUCAGUACGAGAAUUCGACUAAUGGUAUUACUAUACCUAGAAAUAUAGCAAAAAGACGACGACCAACGACAACGACUACUACUACGACUACUCCAAUUCCUGCGCAGACUUUAAACGAUAAACUUAUUGACGUUACUGAAACUACAGCGUUACCAACCACUUUUACGACUACUCGACCAAUUGAAGUCACAGAAAACACGCUAAAAUCAAUAAUUAUUAUUUCCGAAACUUCAUCUACGUCUAAUUCUAGGCCUCUUACAUUUACUGGUAAUAAAUCAAACAAAACCGUAGCAAAUAAUACAAUGAGACUGAAUAAUAGCCUGGAUGAGUCACAAAAUGAAGAGGUUGUUAUAGAAGCUGAAAAGACAUAUACUGCUUCAUAUGUACUAGCUGGACUUGGUUUUCUGCCAGUAAUUGCUGUGGUGGCAUUUGUUUUAAGAAAUCUCCUUAAUAAGAAAGCAAAGGAAAUCGAUACCGAAUACGAAGGCUAUUUUGAUGAAGGCGGCGAUGUUAAAAAGGAAUCCCCUAUAACUCCUGUCGCUAGACCACCGAUGCCAACUCCCACCAAACCUGACCAAAAGUGGGAAUUUCCGCGAAAUAAACUAAGAUUGCAAACUUUACUGGGACAAGGAAACUUCGGCCAGGUUUGGAAAGCUGAAGCGGAUGAUUUGAAUGGUCACGACGGUUUAACUCGCCUGGUUGCUGUAAAGACAAUCAAAGAAUCAGCCUCACAGAAAGAAAAGCAAGAGCUGUUGCAUGAGAUUUACAUCAUGCAGAAAAUCGGCACUCAUCCAAAUGUAGUCACGCUUCUAGCUUGUUGUACCGAACAAGAACCUUAUUUAUUGAUAAUGGAGUAUGUCAUGUGCGGUAAACUUCUGACGUACCUUCGCGAGCGGCGGUCCCGACCCGAUCGCUUCAGUGGUAGUGGCGCACUUACUUCAAGAGACCUGACAGUAUUCGCCUAUUGUGUCGCGAGGGGUAUGGACUUUAUUGCUUCUAAAGGGAUCGUGCAUCGUGAUCUGGCAGCCCGAAAUGUCCUCGUCGAUCAUAACAAGCUGUGCAAAAUUGCUGACUUCGGCAUGUCUCGCACCGCGGGUGCUAGUGGUAGGGCUCGUGGUGCGCUACCAGUUAGAUGGAUGGCUCCAGAGGCUCUUAUGUAUAAUGUUCAUACCCAUCAGGCGGAUGUAUGGUCCUUUGGUAUACUAUUGUGGGAGAUUGUCACACUCGGUUCGACACCAUACGCAGCGAUGUCGGGUCGUGAGGUUGCCGCGGCGGUGUCGGAGGGCUACCGGCUGGAGCGCCCCCCACACUGCGCUCCGCCCCUGUACCACGCGAUGCACGCUUGCUGGCACGCAGACCCUUCACAGCGACCUUCUUUCGGCUCCCUCAAGGCCACCCUCGCGGAAUUACUACAAAACGAGCCGGUUGAAGGCAACUACGUUGACCUCGACUCCUUUUACCAAGAAUCGUCGGUUUACAGCGACCCGUCCGCUAUCAUUCACGACGAUGAAGGGCUGUCCGCUGAGUAUGAUAGGGAGAGGCGGUGCUUUAGAGAGCUACAACCGGGUCCAGCUAAGUUUGAAAAUAGAGCGUUUAAUCUGCGCAAUGAGGAACUUCGUAAUAAAUUCGGUAUAGGAACACCACGGAUGGGUGGCUUUGGUAUACGAGAUAUGCCCUUCACGGAGAGAAACUUCUCCGACGGAGAGUUCAACGACAGAAACUUCCAAGACAAAAACUUCCAAGACAGAAGUUUCCCCGACAAGAACUACAACGACGCAAACUUUUCCGAACGGAAAGAAAAACUAUCAACAUCCAGUUUCCAUAGAGAGAGGGAAAGAGAAAACCCCCUCGUUAGUAGGAACAGCUUCAAUGGUUUCCCAAGGAUAGGGACCAGAGACAAUCACUUUCAAUUGGCGCCUGACGGAAGAAAUAAGAGAGUGUCGGAAUUUGAAUGUGAUAUAUAGGUGCUUGAAAUCUACUUAAUGUACUUAGUUUAAUCCAACCUAUUUAAACUAAUAAAACUCAGAGCUGCUUGUGAUUAUUGGUUUCCCAAAUUUUUUUUAUAUAAAAUAUUUGAGUAAACUAACAACAUUCUUAAUUCAUUUAUGACGUGUAAGCAAAAGUUCAUGACAAGUACGCUUUAAAAUUCAAUGUCUACUGCCGGAUAGGUUCGGAAUUUUGUAAAUAUUAUUAAUUUAUAGCAGUAUUGCAGUGAAUGACUUAUUUUAACAUUUAACUAAUAAUAAAUAUUAUAUUUUAUUGUACAUAUUAAUAAUAACGUACUGCUAGGGUAAGAUUUGUGAGUUAUGUUAGAGCACAAAAAUUUGACAUAUAAAUGUGUUUGAUACGCAUUCUAGAAGAACGUAAAACCUAAGUGUAUGUAAUAAUUUUGUUAAUAUUUUCUAUGGUACGUAUAUAUAAAGAAUUACCGUACUGUAAUCAAAGAUAUAUCCAUACGUAAAACGGUGCUGCAGAUUGUAUAGUGUUUUAAAUUUUGUUUAUGUAAAUAUUUAACAGAUUUUAUUUACGUUGCAGAUAUCUUCAUUUUCAAAUCUCAGUUCAAUAUCUGUCUAGUCUUAAACUGUAUGUCUAUUGGGUUGUUAUAUGAUCUGAUUAUUGGAUAAGUUUGAAAGAUUUAUUUUAAUAUGAAUAAAGUUAUGUAUUGAAACUUA
Danaus plexippus (monarch butterfly) is the source of this 5050-nucleotide messenger RNA. RefSeq lists its product as uncharacterized. Gene Ontology annotation, biological process: protein phosphorylation; cell surface receptor protein tyrosine kinase signaling pathway; positive regulation of kinase activity. Gene Ontology annotation, molecular function: ATP binding; transmembrane receptor protein tyrosine kinase activity. The record is from RefSeq and is a predicted model, not a curated record. The transcript has 8 exons. Gene Ontology annotation, cellular component: signaling receptor complex. Bases 323 to 4342 code for a protein of 1339 amino acids. Lineage: Eukaryota; Metazoa; Arthropoda; Insecta; Lepidoptera; Nymphalidae.